Cercocebus atys (sooty mangabey) is the source of this 6602-nucleotide messenger RNA. RefSeq names its product minichromosome maintenance complex component 3 associated protein (gene MCM3AP). Gene Ontology annotation, cellular component: nucleus; transcription export complex 2; cytoplasm. The record is from RefSeq and is a predicted model, not a curated record. Gene Ontology annotation, biological process: mRNA export from nucleus. Lineage: Eukaryota; Metazoa; Chordata; Mammalia; Primates; Cercopithecidae. Gene Ontology annotation, molecular function: nucleic acid binding.
UGGGCCGGCGCCGGGGGCGCCGUUUCCUUCCCCCGCGCACGUCCGCGCGCCCGGGCCUCCACAUCGUCGCUAACGGAGCGUUGCGGCGCCGGCGGCCCCUGGCGAGCCCGGGGCAGUACAGUGACCAGGCCGGCCCGGGCCCACCGCGCGGCCUCCGCCGUUUCGGGCUGUGCUGGGUGGAAGAUUAGGCUCCCCGGCACGCCGUCCCCGCCGAGAGGCCACAGCUCCGUGGCAGCGCCCUCGCCCUUCCAGCCGGCUCGAGGGUGGUCGCCAGGGCGCGAUAAAGGAAUGUGAGACAGUGGUUAGCGCUCCAGCCGCUCCGAGGGAAGCCAGGCAGCGUUACGCUGAAUUCUCCGGCUGUAGAGAUUGGAGGAAGACAGGAGAAAUUCGUCUCUAAGCUGUAAGCGUGUUCUGAAGACGAAGGGGAGCUCCCUAGUGCUACGGGGCUGUUUCAGGAAGCCAAUUAAUUUUGCACACGUAAUACUUAUUACCUUCUAAUAAUUGGAACAGAAGAUGAACCCAACUAAUCCUUUCAGUGGGCAGCAGGCUAGUGCUUUUUCAGCGUCUUCUAGUAAUGUAGGAACACUUCCAUCUAAGUCACCAUUUCGAUUUGGUCAACCUUCUCUUUUUGGACAAAACAGUACCUUAUCUGGGAAGAGCUCGGGAUUUUCACAGGUGUCCAGCUUUCCAGCGUCUUCCGGAGUAAGUCAUUCCUCUUCAGUGCAAACAUUAGGGUUCACCCAGUCCUCAAGUGUUGGACCCUUUUCUGGACUUGAGCACACUUCCACCUUUGUGGCUACCUCUGGGCCUUCAAGUUCAUCUGUGCUGGGAAACCCAGGAUUUAGUUUUAAAUCACCCACCAGUGUUGGGGCUUUCCCAAGCACUUCUGCUUUUGGACAAGAAGCUGGAGAAAUAGUGAACUCUGGUUUUGGGAAAACAGAAUUCAGCUUUAAACCUCUGGAAAAUGCAGUGUUCAAACCAAUACUGGGGGCUGAAUCUGAGCCAGAGAAAACCCAGAGCCAAAUUGCUUCUGGGUUUUUCACGUUUUCCCACCCAAUUAGUGCACCUGGAGGCCUGGCCCCAUUCUCUUUUCCUCAAGUAACAAGUAGUUCAGCUACCAAUUCAAAUUUUACCUUUUCAAAACCUGUUAGUAGUAAUAAUUCAUUAUCUGCCUUUACCCCUGCUUUGUCAAACCAAAAUGUAGAGGAAGAGAAGAGAGGACCUAAGUCAAUAUUUGGAAGUUCUAGUAAUAGCUUCAGUAGCUUCCCUGUAUCAUCUGCGGUUUUGGGCGAACCUUUCCAGGCUAGCAAAGCAGGUGUCAGGCAGGGGUGUGAAGAAGCUGUUUCCCAGGUGGAACCACUUCCCAGCCUAAUGAAAGGAAUGAAAAGGAAGGAGGAUCAGGAUCGCUCCCCAAGAAGACAUGGCCACGAGACAGCAGAAGAUUUGGAUCCUCUGUCCCGGGGUGAUCAUCCUCCAGACAAACGACCUGUCCGCCUGAAUCGACCCCGGGGAGGUACUUUAUUUGGUCGGACGAUACAGGAUGUUUUCAAAAGCAAUAAGGAAGUAUGUCGUCUGGGCAACAAGGAGGCCAAAAAGGAAAUUGGCUUUGUUGAGUCUGGAGAAAGUGACCACAUGGCUAUCCCAGGAGGGAGUCAGUCUGUCCUGGCACCUUCCCGGAUUCCAGGUGUGAAUAAAGAGGAAGAAACUGAAAGUAGAGAGAAGAAAGAAGAUUCUCUAAGAGGAACUCUGGCGCGUCCGAGUAACAGAAGCGAGAGCACAGACAGUCUUGGGGGCUUGUGUCCCUCUGAAGUCACAGCCAUCCAGUGCAAGAACAUCCCCGACUACCUCAACGACAGGACCAUUCUGGAGAACCAUUUCGGCAAAAUUGCCAAAGUGCAGCGCGUCUUUACCAGGCGCAGCAAAAAGCUGGCAGUGGUACAUUUCUUUGAUCAUGCAUCUGCAGCCCUGGCUAGAAAGAAGGGGAAAAGUUUGCAUAAAGACAUGGCUAUCUUUUGGCACAGGAAGAAAAUAAGCCCCAAUAAGAAACCCUUUUCCCUGAAGGAGAAGAAACCAGGUGAUGGUGAAGUCAGCCCGAGCACAGAGGAUGCACCCUUUCAGCACUCUCCUCUUGGCAAGGCCGCAGGGAGGGCUGGUGCUAGCAGCCUCCUGAAUAAAAGCUCUCCAGUGAAGAAGCCAAGUCUUCUAAAGGCCCACCAAUUCGAGGGAGACUCUUUUGACUCAGCCUCUGACGGCUCUGAGGGCCUCGGGCCAUGUGUGCUGUCCCUCAGUACCCUGAUAGGCACUGUGGCUGAGACGUCCAAGGAGAAGUACCGCCUGCUUGACCAGAGAGACAGGAUCAUGCGGCAAGCUCGGGUGAAGAGAACCGAUCUGGACAAAGCGAGGACUUUUGUUGGGACCUGCCUGGAUAUGUGUCCUGAGAAGGAGAGGUACAUGCGGGAGACCCGUAGCCAGCUGAGUGUAUUCGAAGUGGUCCCAGGGACUGACCAGGUGGACCACGCAGCAGCCGUGAAAGAGUACAGUCGGUCCUCGGCGGAUCAGGAGGAGCCCCUGCCCCACGAGCUGCGGCCCUUGCCAGUGCUCAGCAGGACCAUGGACUACCUGGUGACCCAGAUCAUGGACCAGAAGGAGGGCAGCCUGCGCGACUGGUACGACUUCGUGUGGAACCGCACGCGUGGCAUACGGAAGGAUAUCACACAGCAGCACCUCUGCGACCCCCUGACGGUGUCCCUGAUUGAGAAGUGCACCCGGUUUCACAUCCACUGUGCCCACUUCAUGUGUGAGGAGCCCAUGUCCUCCUUUGAUGCCAAGAUCAAUAAUGAGAACAUGACCAAGUGCCUGCAGAGCCUGAAGGAGAUGUACCAGGACCUGAGAAACAAGGGCGUCUUCUGUGCCAGCGAAGCGGAGUUCCAGGGCUACAAUGUUCUGCUCAGUCUCAACAAGGGAGACAUCCUAAGAGAAGUACAACAGUUCCAUCCUGCUGUUAGAAACUCCUCCGAGGUGAAAUUUGCUGUUCAGGCUUUUGCUGCAUUGAACAGUAAUAAUUUUGUGAGAUUUUUCAAACUGGUCCAGUCAGCUUCUUACCUGAAUGCUUGUCUUUUACACUGUUACUUCAGUCAGAUCCGCAAGGAUGCUCUCCGGGCGCUCAACUUCGCGUACACGGUGAGCACACAGCGAGCCACCGUCUUUCCCCUGGAUGGCGUGGUGCGCAUGCUGCUGUUCAGAGACUGCGAAGAGGCGACCGACUUCCUCACCUGCCAUGGCCUCACCGUUUCCGACGGCUGUGUGGAGCUGAACCGGGCCGCAUUCCUGGAACCAGAGGGAUUAUCCAAGACCAGGAAGUCGGUGUUUAUUACCAGGAAGCUGACGGUGUCGGUUGGUGAAAUUGUGAACGGAGGGCCCUUGCCCCCCAUUCCUUGUCACACCCCUGUGUGCAGCUUCAACUCCCAGAACAAGUACAUCGGGGAGAGUCUGGCCGCGGAGCUGCCCGUCGGCACCCAGAGACCCGGCUCGGACACAGUGGGUGGAGGGAGAGGAGAGGAGUGUGGUGUAGAGCCGGACACACCCCUGCCCGGUCUCCCACAGUCUCUACCAGCCCUUGCACCCUCGCCAGUGCCUCUGCCUCCUGUCCUGGCACUGACCCCGUCUGCGGCACCCAGCCUCUUCCAGCUCUCCGUGCAGCCUGAGCCGCCACCUCCAGAGCCUGUGCCCAUGUACUCUGACGAGGACCUGGCGCAGGUGGUGGACGAGCUCAUCCAGGAGGCUCUGCAGAGGGACUGUGAGGAAGUCGGCUCUGCGGGCGCUGCCUACGCAGCUGCUGCCCUGGGUGUUUCUAAUGCUGCUGUGGAGGAUUUGUUAACAGCUGCAACCACGGGCAUUUUGAGGCACAUUGCAGCUGAAGAAGUGUCUAAGGAAAGGGAGCGAAGGGAGCAGGAGAGGCAGCGGGCUGAAGAAGAAAGGUUAAAACAAGAGAGAGAGCUGGUGUUAAGUGAGCUGAGCCAGGGCCUGGCGGUGGAGCUGAUGGAACACGUGAUGAUGGAGUUUGUGAGGGAAACCUGCUCCCAGGAGUUGAAGGGGGGGGGGUGGGGCGUGCGGCGCGUGGGGGGGGCGCCGGUGGCGCCGUCUGUGGAGGACGUCUGUGCCCAUCUAGUGGGACUUGUUCUCUCGUGGGAGGAAAUCUUCCAGGCUGCAAAGGAGACCCUCCAGGCCAUUCAAUGCUUCUGCCAGUAUCUACAGCGGUGGAGGGAAGCUGUCGCAGCCCGCAAGAAACUGAGGCGCCAGAUGCGGGCUUUCCCUGCUGCACCCUGCUGCGUGGACGUGAGCGACCGGCUGAGGGCGCUGGCACCCAGUGCAGAGUGCCCCAUUGCUGAGGAGAACCUGGCCAGGGGCCUCCUGGACCUGGGCCACGCAGGGAGAUUGGGCAUCUCCUGCACCAGGUUGAGGCGGCUCAGAAACAAGACGGCUCACCAGAUGAAGGUUCAGCACUUCUACCAGCAGCUGCUGAGUGAUGUGGCGUGGGCGUCUCUGGACCUGCCGUCCCUUGUGGCUGAGCACCUCCCUGGGAGGCAGGAGCAUGUGUUUUGGAAGCUGGUGCUGGUGCUGCCGGAUGGAGAGGAGCAGUCCCCAGAGAGUCGUGGCAGAAUUCUGGCAAAUUGGUUAAAAGUCAAGUUCAUGGGAGAUGAAGGCUCAGUGGAUGACACAUCCAGCGAUGCUGGUGGGAUUCAGACGCUUUCGCUUUUCAACUCGCUUAGCAGCAAAGGGGAUCAGAUGAUUUCUGUUAACGUGUGUAUAAAGGUGGCCCAUGGCGCCCUCAGUGAUGGUGCCAUCGAUGCUGUGGAGACACAGAAGGACCUCCUGGGAGCCAGUGGGCUCAUGCUGCUGCUUCCCCCCAAAAUGAAGAGUGAGGACGUGGCAGAGGAGGACGUGUACUGGCUGUCGGCCUUACUGCAGCUCAAGCAGCUCCUGCAGGCCAAGCCCUUCCAGCCUGCACUUCCUCUGGUGGUUCUUGUGCCUAGCCCAGGAGGGGACGCCGUUGAGAAGGAAGUGGAAGAUGGUCUGAUGCUACAGGACUUGGUUUCAGCUAAGCUGAUUUCAGAUUACACUGUUACUGAGAUCCCUGAUUCCAUUAAUGAUCUACAAAGUUCAACUAAGGUUUUGCAAGCGGUGCAGUGGCUGGUUUCCCACUGCCCCCAUUCCCUUGACCUUUGCUGCCAGACCCUCAUUCAGUACGUCGAAGAUGGGAUUGGCCAUGAGUUUAGUGGCCGCUUUUUCCAUGACAGAAGAGAGAGGCGUCUGGGCGGUCUCACGUCGCAGGAGCCUGGCGCCAUCAUUGAGCUGUUUAACAGUGUGCUGCAGUUCCUGGCUUCCGUGGUGUCGUCCGAACAGCUGUGUGAUCUGUCUUGGCCUGUCACUGAGUUUGCUGAGGCAGGGGGCAGCCGGCUGCUUCCUCACCUGCACUGGAAUGCCCCAGAGCACCUGGCGUGGCUGAAGCAGGCUGUGCUUGGGUUCCAGCUUCCGCAGAUGGACCUUCCUCCCCUGGAGGCCCCUUGGCUCCCCGUGUGCUCCAUGGUUGUCCAGUACGCCUCCCAGAUCCCCAGCUCACGCCAGACACAGCCUGUCCUCCAGUCCCAGGUGGAGAACCUGCUCCGCAGAACCUACUGUAGGUGGAAGAGCAAGAGCCCCUCCCCAGUCCAUGGGGCAGGCCCCUCGGUCAUGGAGAUCCCAUGGGAUGACCUCAUCGCCUUGUGUAUCAACCACAAGCUGAGAGACUGGACGCCCCCCCGGCUUCCUGUUACAUCAGAGGCACUGAGUGAAGAUGGUCAGAUAUGUGUGUAUUUUUUUAAAAACGAUUUGAAAAAAUAUGAUGUUCCUUUGUCGUGGGAACAAGCCAGAUUGCAGACGCAGAAGGAGCUACAGCUGAGAGAGGGACGUUUGGGAAUAAAGCCUUUUCAUCCUUCUGCAAACAAUUUUCCCAUACCAUUGCUUCACAUGCACCGUAACUGGAAGGGGAGCACAGAGUGUGGCCGAGAGGGGAGGAUUCCCCGCACAGAGGAUCUGAUGCGAGGAGCUUCUGCUGAGGAGCUCUUGGCGCAGUGUUUGUCGAGCAGUCUGCUGCUGGAGAAAGAGGAGAGCAAGAGGUUUGAAGAUCAGCUUCAGCAAUGGUUGUCUGAAGACUCAGGAGCAUUUACGGAUUUAACUUCCCUUCCCCUGUAUCUUCCUCAGACUCUAGUGUCUCUUUCUCACGCUGUUGAACCUGUGAUGAAAACAUCUGUAACUACUAGCCCACAGAGUGACAGGACGAGGCAGCAAUUGCAGCUGUCAGAGGCAACAGGAACGUGUCUAACCGAACGGCUAAAGCACCUGGAAAGGCUGAUCCGGAGUUCAAGGGAAGAGGAAGUUGCCUCUGAGCUCCAUCUCUCUGCGCUGCUAGAUAUGGUGGACAUUUGAGCAGCUGACCUGUGGGGAGGCGGUCUCUCCCAAAGAGUUUCUGUUUUUACUCAAAAUAAUGUUAUUCUCAGAUGCUUGAUGCACUGUUGGAAAUGUAAUUAUUAAUCAUGCAAAUAAACCAUUUAAGUGUCAAAGUC